UGCAUUAAGAAGUCUUCAGCAGUGAUAUUAGACAUUGGGGCAUGCUCUUACAGGCAAUGGGUGGUGUCAUAAAGAGCAUAUUUACAUUCGUUUUAAUUGUGGAAUUUAUAAUUGGAAAUUUAGGAAAUAGUUUCAUAGCACUGGUGAACUGUAUUGACUGGGUCAAGGGAAGAAAGAUCUCUUCGGUUGAUCGGAUCCUCACUGCUUUGGCAAUCUCUCGAAUUAGCCUGGUUUGGUUAAUAUUCGGAAGCUGGUGUGUGUCUGUGUUUUUCCCAGCUUUAUUUGCCACUGAAAAAAUGUUCAGAAUGCUUACUAAUAUCUGGACAGUGAUCAAUCAUUUUAGUGUCUGGUUAGCUACAGGCCUCGGUACUUUUUAUUUUCUCAAGAUAGCCAAUUUUUCUAACUCUAUUUUUCUCUACCUAAAGUGGAGGGUUAAAAAGGUGGUUUUGGUGCUGCUUCUUGUGACUUCGGUCUUCUUGUUUUUAAAUAUUGCACUGAUAAACAUCCAUAUAAAUGCCAGUAUCAAUGGAUACAGAAGAAACAAGACUUGCAGUUCUGAUUCAAGUAACUUUACACGAUUUUCCAGUCUUAUUGUAUUAACCAGCACUGUGUUCAUUUUCAUACCCUUUACUUUGUCCCUGGCAAUGUUUCUUCUCCUCAUCUUCUCCAUGUGGAAACAUCGCAAGAAGAUGCAGCACACUGUCAAAAUAUCCGGAGACGCCAGCACCAAAGCCCACAGAGGAGUUAAAAGUGUGAUCACUUUCUUCCUACUCUAUGCCAUUUUCUCUCUGUCUUUUUUCAUAUCAGUUUGGACCUCUGAAAGGUUGGAGGAAAAUCUAAUUAUUCUUUCCCAGGUGAUGGGAAUGGCUUAUCCUUCAUGUCACUCAUGUGUUCUGAUUCUUGGAAACAAGAAGCUGAGACAGGCCUCUCUGUCAGUGCUACUGUGGCUGAGGUACAUGUUCAAAGAUGGGGAGCCCUCAGGUCACAAAGAAUUUAGAGAAUCAUCUUGAAUAUAUUAGAAAAAAAAUAGCUCCUAAGAAAUUCUUGUAUGUUAUAUAAAUUUAUACUUCCUUAAGAUUCUUUCAUUGUGUAUAACUUUGUGAAUUUUACAAAGAUAUGCUUGGAAUCAACACCAUCCAAACAUAUCACAAAUUAGGAUAUAUGAAAGUAUGUAUAUUACCAUACAGAGAAGAAUGCGAAUACUAUAAAGAGUUCUUAUACAAACAGAUAAUAUAGAUUUUGUAUCAAUCAUUCACCUUUUUUGAGAUUUUUAAAUGAGAAAACCUAUAAUGUAUAAAAUACAUGUGUGUAUGUAUGUAUGUGACACAGUUACUAAAAAUAGGCUUCUUAAACUUACAUCUCAAUCUGGUAGAUAAAGUACAUAAAAGAAUAUGGAAUUUUAGUACCUAUAUUAAGUGUUUUUAAUUUUUGUAUAAUAUUUAGUACCUGAUUAGCGUGUAUGCAAAAAAGUAAUUUGCUUCGUUUGUUGAAUUAGAAGCCAGCUGCCUUACUAAACUACCACAUUUGCUUUGCUCAUUCUCUUGGCUUUGCAGAUAGAAAAUUAUAUCAUCUGCAUAUAGUGACUUAUAAUGAUUAUUUUACUUCUCCAUUUUACUACUUGUAAUUCUUUUUUGGUAUCAGUUGUAUAAUGAAAUGGUUUGAACAUUCAAAGUGUUAAGUAAUCCUGAUCGUAACUGCUGUCUUUGCAAAUGGAGUGUUUUCUAGUGUUUUAACAAUAAACGUAAUACUGACUCUAGCUUUGAGAUAAAUUCUUUUAAAAAUAUUCUUCAGGGAGAAUAUUUGUUUCCUAUCUUCCUGUGUAUAGUAUUGUAAUAAAAUCUCUGUUAAAAACUA
Messenger RNA from Homo sapiens (human), 1854 nucleotides. It is a transcript of the gene TAS2R14, whose product is annotated as taste 2 receptor member 14. Gene Ontology annotation, cellular component: membrane; plasma membrane. Gene Ontology annotation, molecular function: bitter taste receptor activity; G protein-coupled receptor activity. Gene Ontology annotation, biological process: sensory perception of taste; G protein-coupled receptor signaling pathway. The coding region runs from base 57 to 1010 and encodes 317 amino acids. The record is from RefSeq and is marked reviewed. The transcript has a single exon. Lineage: Eukaryota; Metazoa; Chordata; Mammalia; Primates; Hominidae.